Molecule: messenger RNA, 654 nt
Organism: Anoplopoma fimbria (sablefish)
Lineage: Eukaryota; Metazoa; Chordata; Actinopteri; Perciformes; Anoplopomatidae
Gene: fgf16
Product: fibroblast growth factor 16
Exons: 3
Coding region: 1-654 (217 amino acids)
Biological process (GO): animal organ morphogenesis; cell differentiation; positive regulation of gene expression
Cellular component (GO): cytoplasm
Molecular function (GO): fibroblast growth factor receptor binding; growth factor activity
Source: RefSeq, a predicted model, not a curated record
AUGCUGUCGCUUAAUUUGACAGCUGUGCACACGAUGGCAGAGGUCGGGAGUUUUCUGGGGACGCUCGAUUUGGAUUUACAAACCUUUCCUUCACUCGGGAAUAUGCCUGUGCCGGAGUCUCCGGUGGGCUUGACGGAGCGGCUGGGGCAGAUUGAGGGGAGGCUGCAGCGGGGGUCGCCCACGGAGUUCGGGCACCUGAAGGGGAUCCUGAGGCGACGGCAGCUCUACUGCAGGACCGGCUUCCAGCUGGAGAUAUUCCCCAAUGGCACUGUGCACGGGACAAGACAGGACCACAGCAGAUUCGGUAUCCUGGAGUUCAUCAGUCUGGCAGUGAGUCUGGUCAGCAUCAGAGGGGUGGACGCCGGACUUUACCUCGGCAUGAGUGAGAAAGGAGAGCUCUAUGGGUCGAAGAAGCUGACAGCAGAAUGCGUGUUCAGGGAGCAGUUUGAGGAGAACUGGUACAACACCUACGCUUCGACUAUGUACAAGCACACAGACACGGGACGCUUCUACUACGUGGCCCUAAACAAAGACGGCUCGCCCAGGGAGGGCAACAGGACUAAAAAACACCAGAAACUCACUCACUUCUUACCGAGGCCAGUGGAGAUUGAAAAGAUCCCUCAAGCGUACAGGGACCUUUUCCAGUACAGGUGA